Molecule: messenger RNA, 825 nt
Organism: Plasmodium yoelii
Lineage: Eukaryota; Apicomplexa; Aconoidasida; Haemosporida; Plasmodiidae
Exons: 3
Coding region: 1-825 (274 amino acids)
Source: RefSeq, a predicted model, not a curated record
AUGAAUAAGGAAGUGUGUAAAAGGUUCAAGAAUGUAUGGGAGGAUUUUCCCGAUACAUUGAAUAAUGGAGACUAUCAAUUUAAUAUCGAUAGACAUUUUAAAACAUAUUGUACUAAUAAUAAUUGUGAAAUGCCUCUCGAAAAAAUUAAUGCUGCAUGUUUAUAUUUGUUUGAUGGAUUCUUUAAGGAUGCUGAUUUGUUUAAAUCUGUUGCAAAAAGUAACAUAGAUAUUGUUGAAUACAUUAUGAUAUGGUUAAGUUAUAUGGUAAACCUAAAGAAUAAUGAGCCAAACCUUACCAAUCAACAACAUUUUUAUACUGCAUAUAUAAAGAGUGGCAAUAAGUAUAAUAAUACUAUAAAUCAUGUUAGUGGUUACAAUAGUUACAAGAAACUUAUAGAUAAAAAUAAUUAUUUUUUAAGUAUGGAUAAGAGCAUUAUAUUUAAAUUUUAUGAUGCAUUUAAAUCAUUAUGUAACUUGUAUAAUGAACUUGAUGACAAUCAAAAUUGCAAAAAAUAUUUGGAUGAUGAUAACGAUUUUUUUAAAAAAUAUGAAGAACUUAAGAAAGAUUCUAGUAUUACUGGAAACAAUUCAUAUAUUAAAAUAUUAUAUACUUUAUCAGAUGAUUAUGAUAAUUUAAAAAAUAAAUGUAAUAAUUCUCCAUCCCUUCUAACUAAUUCACUAAUUUCAAUUGCAUUUAUAUUUGGUGCAAUAGCAUUGUUUUUAGGAAUUUCUUAUAAGUAUUCGUUAUUUGGAUUUCGUAAACGAUUUCAAAAACAAAAAUUAAGGGAAAAAAUAAAAAAUAUAAAGAAGAAAAUGAAUCAUUAA